Molecule: messenger RNA, 1717 nt
Organism: Lactuca sativa (garden lettuce)
Lineage: Eukaryota; Viridiplantae; Streptophyta; Magnoliopsida; Asterales; Asteraceae
Product: DUF21 domain-containing protein At4g33700
Biological process (GO): intracellular manganese ion homeostasis; magnesium ion homeostasis
Cellular component (GO): cytoplasm
Source: RefSeq, a predicted model, not a curated record
AUGGUCGUGACCCGUGUGUCACCAUCCAGCAGUGAUCUGUUCAUUACCAGAAUCCCCAAUCACCACACGAUUCUCUUCUCUUUCUGGCUCUCAUUCAAUCGCUCGACAUGUCAUCAUGCUGUCACCAUAUCUUCCUUUCUGUCAACCUUUAUUCGUCUCAGAUUUACUUCUCAAUUGCACCCGUUGAUCUCCGUAUUGUUAAAUUUGAUUUAGAAGGGCGGGAGUUAGGGUUUCGGUAACAAAUUAUGAUAGGAAAGCAUUAAGAAGAACCAAAUUGAUUCUACUGUUAUGACGAUUGAAUACUCAUGUUGUGAACCCCAGUUCUUUAUUCAUAUUGGGAUAGUAGUGUUGUUAGUUUUGUUUGCCGGAUUGAUGUCCGGGCUUACUUUAGGGCUCAUGUCGUUGAGUCUUGUUGAUUUGGAAGUUCUUGCUAAAUCUGGGACUCCUAAAGACCGUAUAUACGCAGAGAAGAUACUACCAGUGGUUAAAAAACAGCAUCUAUUACUCUGCACACUUCUCAUUUGCAAUGCUGCAGCAAUGGAGGCUCUCCCAAUUUUCCUGGAUAGUCUGAUCACAGCUUGGGGUGCUAUUCUCAUUUCAGUGACAUUAAUACUUCUAUUUGGUGAGAUCAUACCACAAUCUGUUUGUACAAGGCAUGGACUUGCUAUUGGUGCAACUGUAUCUCCGUUUCUGCGUGUUCUUGUUUGGAUUUGCUUUCCUGUUGCAUAUCCUAUAAGCAAGUUGCUAGACUAUCUUCUUGGGCAUGAACAUGUUGCUCUUUUCCGAAGAGCAGAGUUGAAAACACUUGUUAAUUUUCAUGGGAAUGAGGCUGGUAAAGGUGGAGAACUAACACAUGAUGAGACAACAAUAAUUGCAGGAGCACUUGAACUCACUGAAAAAACAGCCAGUGAUGCCAUGACUCCUAUAUCUGAUACCUUUUCCAUUGAUAUUAAUGCCAAACUUGACAGGGAAUUGAUGAAUAUCAUUUUGGAGAAAGGUCAUAGCAGGAUACCUGUCUACUAUGAGCAACCAACAAAUAUAAUUGGACUUAUUCUGGUGAAAAAUUUGUUGACUAUUCAUACAGACGAGGAAGUCCCAGUUAAGAGUGUCACCAUUCGCAGGAUUCCCAAGGUUGCAGAAUCUCUUCCAUUAUAUGACAUCUUGAAUGAAUUUCAGAAAGGUCACAGUCACAUGGCUGUUGUUGUGAGACAAUGUAUUAAGACACCACAGGAGCCUGGAAUGAAGACCCCAUUAUCUGAGAAAGGUGUGAAGGAAGUGCGAGUGGAUGUUGAUGGAGAUCAUAAAACUCCUCUAGAAAAAUCUUUACAGUCAAAAAGAUCAUUCAAGCAGUGGAAGAGUUUUCCAAGCAGGGGCAGUAAUUCUUUCAAAGGCAACUUCAGCAGUAAAAAAUGGAAUAAAGAAAUGUAUUCAGACAUCUUGGAUAUAGAUGGAAAACCACUUCCAGUCCCUGAUGAAGAAGCUGUUGGUGUAAUAACAAUGGAAGAUGUAAUUGAAGAACUUUUACAGGAGGAAAUCUUUGAUGAAACGGAUCACCAUUUUGAAGAGUCAUGAUAAAAGGCUAGUAGUUUCCACUUGGAAAAUGUUUGUAAUCUACGGAUUUGAUUACCCAAAAAAGUCAUGCAUGUGUUUAUAUCGAUGUUAGCAUGUUUGCAUUGUGGGUAAUUGUUGAUAAUAUAAUGAAAGAUUUUUGCAUCAA